AUGAAGGAAACCAACACUCCUCUGCAAAGGCCUUAUGCAUUUGACCAGCUGGCGAGGAACAUUAUGCAGCCAGCUGUUGCUAUCAGGUGGCGCCCUUCGCUUACCGAUGAGCAGAAGCGGGAAAUUACUCACGAAGGCCUUGGCUCUCAGCGCGGCUCCGCAGCCUUCGCAAAGCUCGUUGCUGAUUUGAGUAAGCCGAAGCCGAAGCACAUGUUGCCCUCCCUUCGACAGUUCAAGUUCACGGUUGAGAGCAUGUGA
Messenger RNA from Penicillium taxi, 258 nucleotides. RefSeq lists its product as uncharacterized. The transcript has 2 exons. Bases 1 to 258 code for a protein of 85 amino acids. NCBI's taxonomy places the organism in Eukaryota, Fungi, Ascomycota, Eurotiomycetes, Eurotiales, Aspergillaceae. The record is from RefSeq and is a predicted model, not a curated record.